This is a messenger RNA of Eleginops maclovinus (Patagonian blennie), 1134 nucleotides long. RefSeq names its product small ubiquitin like modifier 2a (gene sumo2a). Gene Ontology annotation, molecular function: ubiquitin-like protein ligase binding; protein tag activity. The coding region runs from base 113 to 403 and encodes 96 amino acids. Lineage: Eukaryota; Metazoa; Chordata; Actinopteri; Perciformes; Eleginopidae. Gene Ontology annotation, biological process: protein sumoylation. The record is from RefSeq and is a predicted model, not a curated record. Gene Ontology annotation, cellular component: nucleus. The transcript has 4 exons.
UUACAUUAAAAGAGCAUUCCGUUGAUUUGGCGCAGCUUUGUGCACUAACCCAAGCGGCGCAGCCGCAGCAGAACAGGCGCAGACGGACGCAGCAGCAGCAGCAUCAGCAGCCAUGGCAGACGAAAAACCCAAGGAAGGAGUGAAGACCGAGAACAAUGAGCACAUCAACCUGAAGGUGGCAGGGCAGGAUGGAUCAGUGGUGCAAUUCAAGAUCAAAAGGCACACUCCUCUCAAUAAACUGAUGAAAGCGUAUUGUGACCGGCAGGGGCUGUCAAUGAGGCAAAUAAGGUUUCGAUUUGACGGUCAGCCCAUCAAUGAAACAGACACACCCUCGCAGCUAGAAAUGGAGGAUGAAGAUACGAUUGAUGUGUUCCAACAGCAAACCGGUGGCUCUUCUCAUUAAAGACUGUUUCUUACAAACAUCCCUACCUCCCCUUUUCAUCCCUGAACAUCUUUGUUAUGCCUAGUCUUCAAAUCUUCAUGACCAGUGUUGAUACCAUCCAGUGGAAUACUUUUACAAAAUGUUCAAAGGCAGCGGCAGAGUAAAUAGAUUUAUCCAUACUGUCGUUCUUAUGUGAACAUAUCUGAACUUUGCGGUGUAAGCUGCAGUGAGUCUAAUGUGCUUCAGAUAUAAAAAGCUUGCCAUUAUGAUAUUUUUUCUUGAGGUUCUAUAGAAAACGCCUUGGUCCUCUAUGUUUUUAUACUUAUGUCAUUGAAUUUCUGAUUCAGAUGGAAUUGUGUUCUUGUCAAGUAAGCCUGCAUUUUAAAUUCACAUCUGUUAUUAUGAACAUUUAUUAUUGGAAUAAAUUGAGCUUUUUUUUAAACAAAUGUCCCUGUUUUUUUAUGGAUAUGUCAGUAUUCUGAACAUGCACCUUUUAACAUAUAGAGUGCAAAUUACCCUAAACGACUUUACCAGAGAUUAGUAAAACAAAGUUAAAGGGUAAUUUUCAGGGUCUCUGUAAAGUGGUUUCAAUGUUUACACAUAGGUUGUUAGUUUGAAAAAUGUUAUUCCUUCCUUUUAUUAUAAUGCAUUAAACUCUGUAAGUCAGCACAUGUUGCUGCAAACAGGCCUGUCAUAGCUUCGGUGCCUGUUAAUUAUCACUUCUGCUAUUAAAUAAAGAAUCUUGCUUACAA